This is a messenger RNA of Entamoeba nuttalli P19, 219 nucleotides long. RefSeq lists its product as hypothetical. Lineage: Eukaryota; Evosea; Mastigamoebida; Endamoebidae. Bases 1 to 219 code for a protein of 72 amino acids. The record is from RefSeq and is a predicted model, not a curated record. The transcript has a single exon.
AUGUUUUCUGCCUGGGGACAAGCUACUGGUGCUGAUCAAGAUCCUGUCAUGAAAGACUUAAAUAACUCUCAAGAUCAAAUGUUUGGUCAUAUGAUGGCUGCUGGUGCUGCUGCAGACUCUGGAAAUGAACAAGAAGCUAAUAGACAAGCUGCUGCAGCUAUGGGAACAAUGUUUGGAGCUCAAAUGCAUAUGUUCCAACAAGCACAACAAAACCAAUAA